Microthlaspi erraticum is the source of this 3078-nucleotide messenger RNA. NCBI's taxonomy places the organism in Eukaryota, Viridiplantae, Streptophyta, Magnoliopsida, Brassicales, Brassicaceae. The record is from the annotation of a GenBank genome assembly.
AUGAGCACCCAGAAGCAGGUGGUCACAGUUCGAGACCUGGUAGAGGAAGCCAAGAAGCGGAUUGUAAUCCUGGUGAUAUGCAUCGUCGGACUUUCCUACCUCCUGUCGCUGACAAGUUCAUCGGUUUGGGUUAACCUCCCUGCUGCUGCGUGCUUGAUCAUCCUCCUUCGUUACUUCUCAUUCGAUAUCGAAAUGAAAAGAAAGGCCGCUGCUUACAGCAAUAAGCCUUCGUCUCUGAAUGCACCGUCGUUAACGAAACCUCCAGAGCUCCCUAAAGCAGCUCCACGGUCUGACUGGAGAAGCAAAGUGAACUCUCAGGUCGUUGAGGACGCGAUUGAUCACUUUACCCGUCACCUCAUUUCUGAAUGGGUAUUGGAUCUCUGGUACUCCCGCUUAACACCGGAUAAGCAAGGUCCUGAAGAGCUGGUGUUUAUUAUAAACGACGUUCUCGGAGAGCUUUCGCGGCGGUUUAGAAACGUGAAUCUCAUUGAUCUAUUGACAAGGGAUCUUAUUGAUAUUAUAUGUCGUCGAGUGGAGAUUUUCCGUGAGUGUCAAGUAAAGAUAGAGAGACAACAAAAAAGGAGAGUCCUCAGUUUUGAAGACCGAGACUCAGAACUAAAACGUGUGAUGGCCAAGGAAGAUAAAUUGCACCCAGCAUUAUUCUCUCCUGAAUCCGAGCAUAAGGUUCUGCAGCAUAUAGUGGAGAGUCUAAUUUCACUAACAUUUAGGCCAGAAGAUCUACACUGUUCUUUUUUCCAUUAUACCGCGAGGGAGCUUCUUGCUUGCUGUGUGAUGCGACCAGUCCUAAAUCUAGCCAAUCCUCGGUUCAUAAAUGAGAGGAUUGAAGCUGCUGUGAUAUCAAGGAUAAAGACUAAUGACAGACCUAGUGCUGCAGAAGGGACUUCUCAAUCUGAAGAUCUCUCGAAAGUUUCUCCUGAUCAUUUUUCUAGAGAUCUGGACCCUUCUGUCACAGGUGUUGAGCUUGUGCUAUUGAAAAAUGAACAGCAGAAAAGGAAAAGCGCUGCAGAUAAACAGCAUGUAGCAGAUUUAUCCAAAGAUCCCUUGCUUUCAAUGGACACUCGAUCUUCCCGAUCGUGGAACUCCUUCCCCGUAACUUCCAAAAUAGUUGAUGAUAGUAAACAUCCUAAAGGACAUCAAGGAGGAGAGGGAUGGGGUGAUGUAUUAGAUAUGAUGUCGCAAAGGAAAACUGAGACCCUUGCUCCUGAGCAUCUCGAAAGCGUAUGGGCAAAAGGAAGAAACUAUAAAAGGAAGGAAGGUGCAAAAGUUGUUGAGCACGUGAGAUGGUCUAGCAAGGAAUCUGGUGAUAAUGCACGGCCCAACAACUUCAAUGAAAACACUGUGAAUGCAAGGGGAUCCGGUCAGCAUAGUGUCGCAAAUACAGAGAGUCACUUAUCAGGUUAUUCCUCUGCUGAAGAGGAGGAGGAACAACCGAAGAGUAGCCAUUCUUAUACAUCUGAGGAUGAGGAAACGGUAACAGGUCUGAACAGUCCUGGUACUCGAGUCUGGGAUGGUCGAACCAACAGAAAUCCUGGUGUUUCACGGAUACACCAUCCACUUGAAAACGCUGGCCGCCGGUUCAAAAAGACCAGUAAAGAUCAUGAUCGUUAUCAGCAAGUACCUACGCAUCAAUCUGGCAGAAAGAGAUCCAGAAUUUCUGGACACAUAGUAGGCGAUGUAGGUGAUGAUGACAGCGAUGAUUCUGGUGAUGGUUCUUUGGAUAGAUCAUACAGUGGAAUGUCUGCAACCUCGUCUGCAUCAUACUAUUCAGUGGCGGAAACUGACCUUCCCAAUGCCCCUAGAAGUUCUUUGUUGGUGGAUUCCUUUGCCAAGUUGAGAUGUGAGGUUCUGGGUGCAAAUAUUGUGGAGAGUAGUUCUAAGAUGUUUACUGUGUAUUCAAUUGCUGUCACAGAUGAGAGUAGUCAUAGCUGGUCUAUCAAAAGAAGAUUUCGACAUUUUGAGGAGCUACAUCGGCGGCUUAAAGUGUUUCAGGAGUACAAUCUUCAUUUACCGCCGAAGCAUUUCCUAUCGACAGGCGUGGACAUACCUGUUAUCCAAGAGCGAUGUGUACUACUUGAUGACUAUCUUAAGAAGCUUUUGCAGCUUCCAAGAUUAUCAGGAUCAAUUGAAGUUUGGGACUUCCUCAGUGUGGAUUCCCAGACUUAUGCUUUCUCAAGUUCUUUCUCAAUCGUUGAGACACUAACGGUUAAACCUGUCAGUAAGACAUCUACUGUCACUAAAAAUGUGGCCAAUAUCAAUGAGGCAACUUCAGGUCCUCUUCCUUGGAGAGAAAAUCUUAGUUCAGAGAAUGGGAAAUCGGGUCAACAUAUGAGGAAUAAUGUUAUGGUGGAUGAUCUGAAGUCAAAGGUGAAAGCUCCUGGUAAUAAUCAUAUGAAGACGCCGGAUUUAGAUGUUAGAAAUAGCAAAGAGAAUGGCGGGCUAAAAGUGGGUACUCAACAUGCUGCUGAUGUUGCCUCUGCCGGCCUUCCCACAGAGUGGGUUCCUCCAAAGCUAACAUUGCCGCUGCUAGACUUGGUAGAUGUUGUCCUUCAGCUCCAGGAGGGUGGGUGGAUCAGGCGGAAAGCUUUUUGGGUUGCCAAACAGAUACUUCAACUUGGGAUGGGCGAUGCAUUAGACGAUUGGGUACUCGAGAAAAUUCGUCUUCUGCGGCAGGGAACGGUAGUUGCUUCUGGCAUUCAACGUGUUGAGGAGAUACUAUGGCCGGAUGGGAUAUUCAUGACAAAGCAUCCAAAAAGGCAGCAACAAUCCAGUAUUUCUGAAGAGGAGCAGAAAGAAGAAGCAGAGAGACGAGCAAAGUUUGUUCAAAAGCUAAUGAUUGAAAAAGCCCCAGCAACUAUAGUAAGUCUUGUGGGUCAUAAGGAGUAUGAACAAUGUGCGGAAGAUCUCUACUUCUUCCUUCAGUCAUCGGUGUGUCUAAAGCAAUUAGCAUUUGACCUUGUGGAGCUGUUGCUGCUCUCUGCGUUUCCGGAAAUGGAGAAGACUUUCAAACAGUUGCACAAUGAGAAACACCUCUUUGGUCAAUUCACACCACCAAACUGA